AUGAAAUUGGACAUUUCGUGUUUUUGCUUCUUGUCAAAAAAUGAAUACAGAGUGCUCACGGCCAUAGAAAUGGGCAUGCGAAAUCAUGAGUAUUUGCCAGUGUCGUUAAUAGCAAGUAUAGCGAAUUUAAGAAAAGAAGGUAUAACAAGUGUGCUAAAAAAAUUGCUAAAAAACAAAUUGAUAAGUCAUGAAAAUAAAAAAUACGAUGGAUAUAAAUUAACAUAUUUAGGUUAUGAUUUCUUAGCCCUGAGAGCAUUUUUAAAUAGAGGAAUAUUAAAAAGUGUGGGGAAUCAAAUAGGAGUAGGGAAAGAAUCCGACAUAUAUAUUUGUAAAGAUACGAAUGAAAAUUUGUUAUGUUUAAAAAUCCAUAGACUGGGUAGAAUAUCAUUUAGAACUAUAAAAAAUAAUAGAGAUUAUUAUGGAAAGAAGAAUUUUCGAAAUUGGUUAUAUUUAUCAAAAAUAGCUGCAACGAAGGAAUAUGCAUAUUUAAAAGCAUUAUAUGAAAAUAAUUUCCCAGUCCCUAAACCAUGGGAUUUAAAUAGACAUAUGAUUCUAAUGUCAUAUGUAAAUGGUUAUCCCUUAUCACAUGUACGUAUUAGUAACCCCUUUAAAAUUAUAGAUGUGUUAAUAAAUACUAUUAUUAAAUUUGCAAAAGCAAAUAUUAUUCAUGGUGAUUUUAACGAAUUUAAUAUUUUAAUUGAUGAUGAUGAAAAGAUAACAGUUAUCGAUUUUCCUCAAAUAGUUUCUUUACAGCAUGAAAAUGCAAAAAUGUAUUUUGAUCGAGAUGUGAAAUGUGUUAUUAGUCACUUUUAUAGAAAAUACAAAAUAAAAAUUGAAGAUUACCCGUUAUAUGAAGAUAUUAUUUUGUUAAAUAAUCACAAAAUAAUUCUUGAUGAAAAUCUAAUUUCGAAUUCUGAUGACAAUGUUCUCAUGGACGUCCUGCAGAAUGAUAGGUCCAACUCAGGUUCUAGCUGCUCCGAGGAGUUCAAUUCGAACGACUCGUCCAGAUUCAGCGAGCCUUAUUUGUCUCCCACACGUGUUGGGAAAAGUGUUAGCAGUGAAGAAAAUCACCACAGUGAAGUAUCUCAUCAUAGUGAAGUAUCUCAUCAUAGUGAAGUAUCUCAUCAUAGUGAAGAUAUCUAUCAGAGUGUAAGGCAUAGACCAAGUAGUGUAAGCUCGGAUGGGAAACCUGCCAACGUGGAAACAUGGAAGGAAGAAGGAUCUCCAGAAUGUGAAGGAUAUUACAAAGAUGCAUACGAAAGCAACACUGAGAGGGAAAAAUUGAGUGACCAUUUGGAUAAAAGAUUGGACGAGUUAGAUGCAAUGGACAAAGGUGAAGAGGAUUGUAGAGGAAAUGCAGAACUUAUGGAGGUUGAGCAGCACGAAAAUAUGAACGAACAAGAGGGAACAGAAGAUGGACGAAGUAAUAACUGCGCCAAGGAAGAAGUUCUUACAAAUGGAAAAUGCCAGAAUAUGGAGAAGAUGAAUGUGGGUGAAGAGGACGAUAACAGUGGAGAUCUAUCUGUUCGCAGUGAGGAAGACACUGGCAUUGAAAUUGAAGACAGAAAGAGGAGCGAUAUUAUUGACGAGAGAAAGGAGAACGAUGAGAUUGGCGAGAGAAAGGAGAACGAUGAGAUUGGAGGAAGAAAGAAAAACGACGAUAUUGGAGGGAGAAAGAAGAAUGACGAUAUUGGAGGGAGAAAGAAGAAUGACGAUAUUGGAGGGAGAAAGAAGAAUGACGAUAUUGGAGGAAGAAAGAAGAACGACGAUACUGGAGGAGGAAAGAAAAACGUCGAUAUUGGAGGAAGAAAGAAGAACGAUGAGAUUGAUAGUAAUUUUGGAGAAGGAGGAGAAUCAGGAAAAGAGAAAGAGAAAAUUAAUCACUUGAAGAGCAGCAGUGUGAAGAGUACCAGUCUUAGGAGUAACAGUGGGAGUGACCACGAAGAACGAGAAUCGACAGAGUACUCGAGCUGCAGUUCCGAAGGAGAGAUGUCCGAUGAGUCCACCAAAAAAUUGUCGGAAACGUGGAAGCCGCACUUAAAAAAAUACACGAAGGAGUAUGUGAAGAGCAAAUUAAAAUACAUGUACAGGAAAAAAAAAAAUAAGGAAAAGUAUAAGGAAAAUUUAAAAACGAAAAAUAAAAAAAAAUUGAUGGAAAGAAUUAAAAAUUUUGUAUAG
Messenger RNA from Plasmodium gonderi, 2178 nucleotides. RefSeq names its product serine/threonine protein kinase RIO2. Gene Ontology annotation, molecular function: protein serine/threonine kinase activity; ATP binding. Lineage: Eukaryota; Apicomplexa; Aconoidasida; Haemosporida; Plasmodiidae. Bases 1 to 2178 code for a protein of 725 amino acids. The record is from RefSeq and is a predicted model, not a curated record. Gene Ontology annotation, cellular component: cytosol; preribosome, small subunit precursor; nucleus. Gene Ontology annotation, biological process: maturation of SSU-rRNA; protein phosphorylation. The transcript has a single exon.